UUUUGCUUUGGGGUGGGGUGUUUUUUAGCCAUGAGUAGGAGCAGCUGGUGGAGGAAUCAUGAAGGCAUAUUGACAACUUUUUACCCUUUGUUUUUAGGCCAAGUAGUGUCUUUUGUUAGGGCUCUCAUUAGUUUUGCUUCCUCUCUAGUGGCAAAUCUUGGUGUAAAUACUCCACUUUCUCUGUCAUUCUUCACUUACACAGCAUUAGCUUUGGUGUAUGGAGGAAUCAUGAUUUACAGAAGGCAGAAAUUACAGAUUCCUUGGUAUUGGUAUGCCCUUAUAGGCUUUGCUGAUGUCCAGGGAAGUUUUCUUGUAAAUAAAGCAUUUCAGUACUCAUCAAUCACCAGUGUGACCAUACUGGAUUGCUGGACUAUAGCUUGGGUGAUGAUUUUGACGUGGCUAUUUUUAGGCACACGAUAUUCUCCAUGGCAAUUCUUUGGUACAGCAGUCUGUUUAGGUGGUCUUGGACUUGUGCUUCUAUCAGAUGCUAAGGCGAGUGAUGGAAGUGCAGGCGGUUCCAAACCUAUUCUUGGUGAUAUAUUUGUCAUCAUAGCGACAUUUUUCUUCUCCGUGAGUAAUGUUGGUGAGGAGUUCUGUGUGAAAAAGAAAGAUCAUGUUGAAGUGGUUUCCAUGAUUGGUCUUUUCGGCUUGCUUGUUACUAUAACUGAGAUACCAAUCUUGGAAAGGAAGAGUCUGGAGUCAGUCAAGUGGUCUGCAGAGCUUAUAGUAGCCUUCUGUGGCUAUGCAGUGGCAAGCUUUAUGUUCUACACGUUAGUUCCGUUUCUUCUCAAGAUGAGUGGCUCAACCUUGUUCAAUCUAUCUCUUCUCACAUCUGAUGUGUGGGCAGUUGUCAUUAGAACCUUUUCCUACAAGCAAAAGGUUGAAUGGCUGUUUUUUGUAGCUUUUGCACUAGUGGUUACUGGGCUGAUCAUAUACUCGAAAACUGAGAAGGAUCCUGUAAAUGCAUCAGCUACUAUUGAAGAAGCAAAUGCAGAUGAUCAAAGGUACCAACUUCUCAAUGAAGAUGAAGAGACAUGAAGCUAGUUGUAUAAUCAAGAUUCAGUGUUUACUUGUUACGUUUCGCUUCACGAGAAUCAAUUUGAUUGAAUACUAAAACUUGUGAUUUGGCUCUCGAGAAGUGCAACACGACAAGUAAAAGUGAAUAGAGUGAGUAUAGAAUUAUUAAACCACAAAACAGUUAUUAUGAACUACACAAGACUCAACUUGUUAGAUAUUACCGAGGUUUGGUGAGUAGCAUGUUGAAUCUAUGAUCUCUAUCAUUUUCGGAUAUGUACUCCCUCCGCUGC
Solanum stenotomum is the source of this 1307-nucleotide messenger RNA. RefSeq lists its product as uncharacterized. The transcript is spliced from 11 exons. Gene Ontology annotation, biological process: transmembrane transport. Bases 31 to 1038 code for a protein of 335 amino acids. Gene Ontology annotation, molecular function: transmembrane transporter activity. Lineage: Eukaryota; Viridiplantae; Streptophyta; Magnoliopsida; Solanales; Solanaceae. The record is from RefSeq and is a predicted model, not a curated record. Gene Ontology annotation, cellular component: membrane.